ACUAGGAAACACCCAAACCGGCAAUUUGCUUGUCUUCAAAUUAAACUAAACUAAAUUCACUUUGUUAAACCAGUUUCUCAUCCUGUUAACUCCCUGUUGUCUGCCUUUAAAGACCAAAUGAGUUUACUUCACCAGCAGAAACGGAGGCCGCAGAAGUCGCCUGCAGUGUGUUCUGUCCAGUAUGCACAACUGGGCACAUCCGGCCCUAUAAAUGGGUCACAGAAUACGUCCCAUGUUGAAGCACAGAUGGCUAAGCAGGCCCGCCAAAAGAUUCAAGCCCGACUGAAAGUGGCAAAACUAUUUCAGCAAUACAGGGCUCAGCUAAUCUCCAAUCAGUAUGAGGUCUCUGUAACCUCAGACCCUGCAUCAGCAGAGGAGAAGAUUUGCCUCACUGUGCAUGAAAACAAGAAAGUUGUGCCAAUCACUGUGAAGAACUCCAGUGCCCAUACAGUUUAUUUAACUUUUUGGGCUUCUGACCUUGUAAAGAACAUUUUCACUGUCAGAGAUUGUCAUGGAAACAUCAUCAAUACUGUCAAACAACACUCUCUUAGACCAGGAGAGGCAUAUAAGAUCAAGGUUCACUUCUAUUGUGACCAUGCAGGCUUCUUUGAACAGUUACUGGUCUUCAAGUUUGAAACAGGCCUGCAGACUUCAGUUAAAUUUGAGAUCAUGCGCCUCAUAGAAGUCAUUCAUCUGACAUCUUUUAGUGAGGAGCUCCUCCACGCAGCCACAAACUCUUUGUGUGACUUCCAAACUGUGACGUUGACAUCUCGGGAAAGUUUUCGUAAGUGUGUGGUUCCUUUAAAGAAAUACUUGAUGCCCAACGAUAUAAAAAACUUCAAGAAAUCAGAUAUGGACCUGCAGAAGAAUUCUCUGAACUGGAAGAACUACUCCCAGAGGUUCCACUUGCUGCUGCAUCUCGAGGAGCUCCAGCUGAAGACAGAUAUAGAGCAAUACCACAAGGAUGAUGUUCCCAUGUUCAGAUACAAAAACAACACAGACCUGCUGGUUCUGCGGAUUCCAGGUGUCUCACCGAAGCUGCCCAAGAACCAGAUACUGGUGUUUCCUUUAGACCGGUCAGGUUUGGAAAAUAAAUAUUACCAAGGCUGGGUCCAUCAUGUGGAUACGGAGCAGGUCUAUGCAAAAUUCAGUGAAAAGUUCCUAAGCAGCUUCAAUGAGGGCAAGAGGUUCAGAGUCACCUUCUCUAUCAACCGUAUGCCCCUGUGUAUGCAGCAUAGAGCAGCAGCGCUAGUGUACAAGCACAGUCUGAAGGAGGUGUUGUUCCCCACCGGACAACUUUCUACCCACCAUUCGCAUCUACUCAGGCUGUCAGGGCUUGAGAACAACCCAGAGCAGUGCAAGGCCAUUCAUCACAUUGUAGCCCGUUCUGCAAAACCUGCCCCUUACCUGGUAUUUGGUCCACCUGGCACAGGCAAAACGGUGACUUUGGUGGAAGCCAUCAAGCAGAUAAUAAAAACUCAGGACUCAUGCACCAUCCUGGCUUGCGCUCCCUCUAACAGCGCAACUGAUCACCUCUGUGAGAAGAUUCUGGAGGGAAGGAUUGGCAAGUGCAAGUUGUAUCGCUUGUAUGCCCAAAGCUGCCCUGUGAAAAACAUUCCUGAAAAUAUAAAGUUAUGCUGCAACCUGAACCUGGAAUCAAACACUCUUAUGAUUCCCCCUAAAGAGGAGCUGAUGAAGUAUAAGAUCAUGGUCACCACCCUGAUAACCGCAGGAAGGCUAGUGACAGAGGGGGUUCCUCCAGAUCAUUACACUUACAUCUUUGUGGAUGAGGCAGGCCAGGCUACAGAAACAGAGUGUAUCAUCCCUAUAGCAGGUUUACUGACACCACAGAGAUGCCAGGUAGUGCUGGCUGGAGACCCUAAACAGUUAGGCCCCAUCAUCACAUCCAGAAUUGCAGAGAAACAUGGCAUGGGUGUGUCCUUGUUGGAGCGUCUGAUGAGAGACAUCGACCUGUACAAGUCACGUGACAUAUAUGGGUUCAACAAUCGCUUUGUCACCAAAUUACUGAGGAACUACAGGUCCCAUCCUGCAAUUCUGAAAAUUCCCAAUGAGCUCUUUUAUAAAGGAGAACUUCAGCCAUAUGCUCAUAAAAAGAAUUGCAGUUCAUACUGCAAAUGGGAACGCCUGCCCAAGAAAGGUUUCCCUGUGAUCUUCCAUGGAGUGGCAGGCACUAUUGAACGUGAUGACAACAAUCCUUCUGUUUACAACACAGCAGAGGUGCAGGUGUUGAAGGAAUACUUAAAAUCUCUUGUUGAACAUCUUCACAAAAAGGGUGUGACCAAAAUUGAACCAGGAGAGAUUGGCAUCAUUUCCCCAUACAGAAAACAAGUGGAGAUGAUCCAGAAUGCCCUUCAGAUGGACAAAGAUCUCAGGAAGGAAAACUUGGAAAAUGUACUGGUUGGUUCAGUGGAGCAGUUUCAGAGCAAAGAGUUCAAUGUGAUUCUAGUGUCUGCAGUGCGCAGCAAUCCCAAACUGACUGCACAAAAGCAACGAUUCACUCUAGGUUUUAUUACUAACGAGAAGAGGUUCAAUGUGAUGAUGACCCGAGCCCGAUCUCUACUGGUUGUGGUGGGAGACCCACGAGUCUUGAAAACUGACCAUAUGUGGAACAAGUUUAUUCAUUACUGCUCCAAAGAGGGGGCUUACCGUGGUAUUACAGUCUCUGAUGCAGAAAAAGAGGACACUGCACUGACUCCUGUACACUCACUGACCCUCCGUGAAGAGUGAUUCAGCAUCAUUUGGAUCCCUGGUGGAGGAACCUACAGACUGAGCACACUGACCUUGUGCUCCAGCAUUUGACAUCAAAAAGAGUAAGAAUAAAAAACUAGAUGAGAAACUGACAAAUA
Messenger RNA from Lates calcarifer (barramundi perch), 2867 nucleotides. Its product is annotated as putative helicase mov-10-B.1. The record is from RefSeq and is a predicted model, not a curated record. Lineage: Eukaryota; Metazoa; Chordata; Actinopteri; Centropomidae. Bases 118 to 2748 code for a protein of 876 amino acids. The transcript is spliced from 22 exons. Gene Ontology annotation, molecular function: 5'-3' RNA helicase activity; RNA binding.